Molecule: messenger RNA, 2982 nt
Organism: Hevea brasiliensis (rubber tree)
Lineage: Eukaryota; Viridiplantae; Streptophyta; Magnoliopsida; Malpighiales; Euphorbiaceae
Product: autophagy-related protein 13a
Exons: 4
Coding region: 878-2743 (621 amino acids)
Biological process (GO): piecemeal microautophagy of the nucleus; mitophagy; autophagosome assembly
Cellular component (GO): Atg1/ULK1 kinase complex; phagophore assembly site; cytosol
Source: RefSeq, a predicted model, not a curated record
AAUUCCAUUUCUCCUCUAUCCAUCUAUAUCUAAAUUAUAAUAAAAAAAAAUUGAUUUUACUUCUUUCUUUCCCCUUUCUCCUCUUCAAUUUCUUCUCAUUUCGCCUACCUAAGGAAGAAAACUUGUUAUUUUACUGUGUGGGCAAAGAUAUAAGGCCUAACUCAAUGGCCGGUAGACAAAAAUACAACAAAAACGAUGAUCGAUUGCUGAUAUGAGAGUCUAAAAUAUUUAUUACCGAGUAAUCAUACAUUAUAGGGGGGCAGAGAGAGAGAGAGGAAGUUUUGGGUAUGAGAUCAAUGGAAGAGUGGAGCAGCUUUUUUUGUUGUUAUCUUUUGAUGCUAAAACUGGACGGAAUUCGUUCUACUGAUGCACAAGAAAUUAGAGUCGCUUUGUCCUCCACGCUAUACUUUAGCUGGAGUUGAUGAUGUGUUUAAUCCUUUUACGUCUCUCUUUCGCUUGGCUUGCAAUUGCAAACCCCUGAAUUCAGUAGCUUCAUCGUUUCUUCUUUUCUAAUUCAGGUUCUGGGUUUUAGAUCAUCUAAUGCCUAUCAAGCUUUGAUUUCUCGAUCUGGAAAUUGUUUAUUUUGGUCUCUAAUUUUGAUUUUACUUUGGGGCUGCCUCUUUCAAGGCUUCUGCGGCUACACGAUCCCCAUUUCCGAGAUUGAUUAAAAGGACCUUCUGUUAUUUGCCUGUUUAUGCCUUGGCUUUUUUAUUAUCCUGCCAUAUCUAUAGUUGCUUUUUCAUCCAAAGAAUCUUUCAAAAUUCAUCACUUGGCUUAUGACUAACCUAAGGAAGAGAGCAGCUUUGUCUGUGCUGGAUUGAUCAUCAUGUAAUGGAUCAGAAUUUGUAGCUUCAGAGGUCUUCUCUGUAUUAGAACAAUGGAUUUGCACAACAAUUCUCAUCCCGAAUCUGGAAGAUUGGAACAAAUUAUUUCCCAGUUUCUGUUGAAGAGCUUGCAUAUUAUUUUGGACUCUAGAAUUCCUUCUCUUCAUCCGCAUGAUCGUAGUGGUGAUUUUCAAUCCAGUUCUCGGGUGAGAAAGAGUGACAAAUGGUUCAAUUUAGUUCUAGGAGAUCGUCCAGCAGCCUUAGAUAACUUGAAUUUUUGGCAAAGAAAUGUAAUGGACCCCAUGAUAAUUGACAUAAUACUUGUUCGCCGGGGGACUACCUCUUCAUCAGUGGACGAUCUAUACUCUUCUAUGGCUGAUAGGACACCUAUUGAGACAGUUAUGGAAAGGUGGAUAGUUCAGUAUAACACCCAACGGGUUAUGGCUCCCCAAACUGGGGAAAGUUCUGCCUCUUGCAAGAAGAUAUAUAAGAAGUCAACCAUACUUCUCCGUUCCCUUUAUUCGCAAUUGAGGCUUCUACCGGCUCAUCGGAUCUUUCGGCAGCUAAGCUCUUCUAGUCAAACUUAUAAUUUUGAUAUAAUUUACAAGGUUUCUUCAUUUUGUGAACCUUUCUCUUGGUCAGAGGAGGAAAUGAUGAAAGAAUAUAGUUUUAUGCCUGUAGAGGCCCUUCCUGGCCACCUUUCUUUAUCUGUGACUUUCCGUCCAUCACUAUCUGAUUUUAACCUUGAGCCUUUGGCAACAUUCCCACCCAAGAUUAUAACAGAUUAUGUUGGUAGCCCUACCACUGACCCUCUGAGGUCUUUUCCUUCUUCAGAUAGGGGAGAUCGUGCUACAUCCUUUCCACUGAAGGGAAUACGGCCGCUUAUUUCUACUCCUUUUCAACGCCCACAUAGCUGGACAAGUGGCUUUCACAGAGCUGCCCCUUUUAUGGCAAACCAAUCCCUUGGUGGAUCUCCUCCUGCAUACCGAACAUCUCCCAUGCCAUAUAAUUUUCCACAUACUCCAUCAGGUACUUAUGGUCACAGAAUACAAAGCUGUAGACCACCAACUCACCAAAGGGCUACUGGUAAUGAUGAGUAUGAGCUUUCACCUCCAUUCUCACCAUCUAUGUCUCCUUCCACUCCGACAUACUUCUCCAGUGGUAGUCCUUUGCAAACUCGUAUUACUUCAGAAACUGCCCCUGUAACUAUCCCCUUUCCAAAGUCAGGUAGAAGUUCUAGAUACCUUUCUCCAAACUUUUCUGACCCAAGUAAAAAUUCACUUCCACCUUUAUCUCCUAAAAGCACGAGACAUGAUCCUUCAUCACAGGAGUCUCCAUCUGGAAUCCGUUCAAUUAGGAAACCAGAAGCUUUAAGGGCUGGAGAGUUAAACUCUGGCAUAGCGAGUCAUUAUUCUGGUCACAAGAUUCUCAAAGAUGGCAAAGAUGAUUCUGGACGCUUCUCUGGACUGUUAUCUUCUAGUGGCUCACCACAUAUUGGAUUUUCAAGAAGUUCUAGUAGAUUAUCUUUCCAAGAUGACCUAGAUGAUGGUGACUUCUCAUGUCCUUUUGAUGUUGAUGAUGUUGAUACUUCAGAUUCACCUAACAGUCAGAAACUUGAUGGGAAAAAGAAUUUAGAGUCUACUCCACAUUCGUUACUAAUGGGCAAACAAUCUCAAGAUGCUGCUGUUGGUGUUCUUGUGCACAUGCUGAGAACUGCACUUCCUCUACAACAAGAUCCAAGUUGUUACUCGUCUCAUUCUUUGAGGACUGACCUAGAUGAAGGGGUUGCUACUGCCUCUGGGUUCUUUAUGCCUCGGAAAACAGCAGAUGCAUUGGAAGAGCUUAGGAGUUACAGAGAAAUGAAAGACCUGCUACUUUCUAAGAGUGGAACUCGGGUGGCUAGUAAAGAAGAAGCUUAACUACUAAUACUUUGAUGGGUUAUUAUAGAUGAUAGAAAUUGUCCCAAUCUGCACUAUUUACCAUAGCAUCUGACGCUUUUGUGAAGAUAGAUAUAACAAGUUAUGUACGUAUCAUGUUUGUUAGCCAUUAUAGAUACCUGAAAGAAAAACAAAGUAGAAAACAUCUUGAAUGAACAAAAAACAUCCUGAAUGUGCAAAUCCAUAUGGUGCUGGAUUCAGUUACAGAUGCAUUAUUGAAA